AUGACCAUCACCCCCGUUACCUACAACCAGGAGCACGAGGCCGCAUCGACCUCGUCGAGUUCUGCCGAACGCAAGGCAGCGGCGGCACGGUAUCCCGCCAUGGACCUCGUCCCCGUCACCGAGUCGCAGCCCUGGGGUAGUUACCCGUGGGGUGCACAGGGUAAGCGCCCCAAGCACAAGACCAAGCCGGCUCUCAAGAAGGCCACCAGCCUCCCCGCCCAGUCCGUCGCCGCCAACGCCACUGCCAUCGCCUCCGAGCCCGUCGCCGCCAACGCCACUGCCACCGCCUCCGAGCCCGCCGCCACCCCUACUCCCCCCCGCGGCGUCUCGUUCAACAAGGUGGUGCACUACCUCGUCAUUGAGCGCCUCCCCGAGUGGGCCUCGACCGCCAAGGACGGCGAGCAGGAGGGCGACCAAGGCACCAUGUUUCUCCGUCCGGUGGGGUAUUCCGCCUACGAGCCCAGUCACAUCGACGUCGCCCGCUCGCCCGAGUUUGCCGAGCGCCAGCGCGCCGCAUCGGAUCGGCGCGCUUACAUCCACCGCCUGCAGCACUUGCAAGACCGCAAGCAGCUGGAGGACGGCGACUACCGUGGGUGUGACGAAGCGCGGAGCAACCGGAGCGUGAACAAGUGGACCUUGUCGGCCCAGGGUAACGAGGUGCGGCACUCGUUGCGCUACUGCGGCGCUUCCUACGACCCCGAUUCCGAGCCGCCGGCUUUGCAGGAGCCGGACGAGGACAGCGGGUGGGAGACGAGCUCGGACGCCUCGGACUUGGUCGGUGUCCGCCCGGCCAACGGCGCGCGGUUCGGCGACGUCUCGAACCACGAUGUGGGCGACGUGGACAAUGACACCGGGUUUGGCACGGACACGAUCGCAGGGGACGCCGCCAACGGGAGGUACGAGGAAGUCGAGCGACCGCCUCGUUUCGGGACCUUCAACUUGCUCCCGACUCGUUCGGGGCCCAUAAACUUGCCCCGGUCUCGUUGGAGCUCGAUGGACUUGCGCGAACUCGCCUCGCCAAAGCCCAACGACGCCGAUGUCAGCGCGGACUCGGUAUACUCGUUCAACUCGGAUGUCGCCGAGUUUGACUUCGCCAGCGACAGCGAGCGUGAAAGCCGCCGCGACAGCGACAGCGACGGCGAGUGGGACGGCGACCGCGGCGCCUUGCUUCGUUCGGACAAUGACGCUGUCGACGACGGCUGGGUGGACGACGGCCAGAUCAAGGGCAUGGUCGACAACUUGCUCGACAUCGGGUUCGGUGACUCGGCGGGAGACAGGCGCUCGAACUCGCCGCCAUCGAGACCGGCGAGUGUGGAUCAAGGCGUCAGCAACGACAGCGCCGUUGUCGCCGAGAGCAAUGUCGACAUGGAGGCCGGUGACACUGCGGCGGAGGAGGCCUUUGCAAGAGUGUCAAGCGAGUUCGGCGCGUCGAUCAGCGAGACGUCUGCGGGAGAGCUCGGUCAGGCGGUGAGCGCGGUCGUGGUGGCAAUCAGCCCCAGCUCUGAGUUACCCGUCGCCCUUACGACCAGCAACCUCCAGAUCCCCUUCGCUGCUCCUGGGCAUUUCGCGGGCCCUACCCCUGAUCUCGUGAGCCCCGCGUCAAGUUACCCGCCGACGCCGUCGCCGCUCUCGACCGCCGCCUCGAGGUGCCCCUCGCCGCUUCUGCCGCCCUCGUCCAUGCUCUUCGCGCCCCCACCAUCUCGCGAUGAAGUUGCUGAGCCCCCAUUCCACUCGCAGCACCCCGCCCUCCAGUGA
Messenger RNA from Cutaneotrichosporon cavernicola, 1755 nucleotides. RefSeq lists its product as uncharacterized. The transcript has a single exon. The coding region runs from base 1 to 1755 and encodes 584 amino acids. The record is from RefSeq and is a predicted model, not a curated record. Lineage: Eukaryota; Fungi; Basidiomycota; Tremellomycetes; Trichosporonales; Trichosporonaceae.